Ooceraea biroi (clonal raider ant) is the source of this 1311-nucleotide messenger RNA. RefSeq names its product glutathione S-transferase omega-1. Gene Ontology annotation, cellular component: cytoplasm. Gene Ontology annotation, molecular function: glutathione transferase activity; glutathione dehydrogenase (ascorbate) activity. The record is from RefSeq and is a predicted model, not a curated record. Gene Ontology annotation, biological process: glutathione metabolic process. NCBI's taxonomy places the organism in Eukaryota, Metazoa, Arthropoda, Insecta, Hymenoptera, Formicidae.
AAGAGAUGGCGCCGUCAUUUCGUUAGCAAAAAAAAAAAGGUCUUCAUCGCUCGGAGUCAGACUCGAGUGAGCAUCGAACUGCAUCGAAUCUGUCGCAUCAUUUCCCUCGUCCGCGGGAAAGCCGCACCGAUGAGUUCCUUGCAUCUAGCGAGUGGCUCUGAGAAGCCAGCGGACGUGGAGGGUCAGGCGCGUUUGUAUAGCAUGAAAUAUUGUCCGUUUUCUCAUAGGGUACGACUGGUGCUCGCACUGAAGAAUAUUCCUCACGAUAUAGUCAACAUCAACUUGCAGAACAAGCCAGAUUGGUAUCUCCAAGUUCAUCCGAAGGGGAAAGUGCCAGUUUACAUAGAUGCGGAUGGUACAAUGAUGACAGACUCGGUCGCAAUAGCGAACUAUCUAGAUCAGAAAUAUCCUGAGCCUCCUUUAUACAACAACGAGAUAAAAAGUCGUGACCUGGAGCUGUUAGAUCAUUAUUCCAAGGUCAUAGGUACCUUUUCGAAUUGUAUACAUGACAAGGACAAGAGGCAGUUCGAAGAGAUUCUGGCUGAAGUGAUGGACAAUCUACAAGAAUUCGAGGAGGAGCUCAAUACACGUAAAACACCUUUCUUCGGAGGCAGCAAUCCUGGCAUGUUGGAUAUGCUGAUGUGGCCCUGGUUUGAGCGCGCCAAGGCUCUGACUCUACUCUACAAACGAUGCACGAGUCUUGACAAAGAGAGAUUUCCUAAACUUAUGGAGUGGGUGGCGGAAAUGAAGGACCUGCCAUUUGUCGUGAAAAACAGAUGCUCGUACGAAGAGUUCGCGAAAGUCAUCGAAGCCUCAAGAGCUGGGAACAUCGAUUAUGACAAUAUCUAAAUGCAUUUACACAUAAAAUAUCGCAAGGAUAAAUGAUAUGCAGAACCGCUUCAAGUGAACAUAUUAACAUAAUGGCACUAACGUUCCAAUGGUACUAACAACUUCCAAUGAUACUGUGUAUCAUUCCUGUCUUAUUGUGAUUCGUGCAAUUUCUUAAAUUUAAUAAUUUUUCUAUUUUCUUUUCAAUAUCUUAUACCACGCUGCGUAGCGUACACUUCCAUUUUAUAAUUUAUUUGCUACUACGACAAUACAAUAGAGCUAUAUAUACUACAACUUAAGUGAAAUAUCUCAAUUAAAGUAUGAUUACUUUAGUAUCAAGUGUAAUUUUCAAUGUAAUACUCGGCAUAAUACUCAUUCCGCAUUUUAAUAUACACGAAGCGCUAACUGAGCACAUAUGAUGUACUUGCACUGUAUAAUUGUUGCAACUCUCUUAUAAUUAUAAAGUGUAAAUUAUCUCAUUUA